AUGUUUAGCGUUGGAAGGGAUCUAAAUUCCAUAGUGAAAGGGUUGAACAUAGCUAAUCGGAGGGUGGUGGAAUUUGUGGAUCGUGAAAGAAUUAGGCUACCCAUGGAGGCAAUGGGCCGGAUCGGAGGAGUGGGCAAGGCCAGGAGGAGAAAGUGGGCUGGACAUAGGCUGAUCACAUGUGGGCUGAGAACCUGGAACAAAUGGUGUGGGCAAAGAGAGGUGGAGCCCAAAUUGUUAAAUGAGAAGAUCACAGCAUUGGUGAUCCAAACAUCAGAAACCAUAACAAGUGUAAGGAAUAGGCCCGGCCAGCAAAAGGAUACAAAGCCCAGUCGCUGUAAUAAUUCUCCCGAGUUAAACGUGUUUUCCAACUUGAAAGCGAAGACUAAGAAGACUAGGAACACAACGUCAAAACCUGAGUCAGUCAGUCAGACUCUAUCUGCUUUCUUCCUCAUCUCCUGCUCCAACUCUGUUCGUGGAAUGAAUCUAUGGCAUGCAUCCAUGGCCAUGGGAUCUAAAGGUCAGCAUUCUCUCUCGACCUUUAUCAUAUAUGGUCAUGAACAAUACAGACAGUUAAUGUUGUUAGAUUAA
Dovyalis caffra is the source of this 588-nucleotide messenger RNA. The record is from the annotation of a GenBank genome assembly. NCBI's taxonomy places the organism in Eukaryota, Viridiplantae, Streptophyta, Magnoliopsida, Malpighiales, Salicaceae.